Messenger RNA from Thalassophryne amazonica, 2791 nucleotides. Its product is annotated as solute carrier organic anion transporter family member 1C1-like. Gene Ontology annotation, molecular function: protein binding. Gene Ontology annotation, biological process: sodium-independent organic anion transport; transmembrane transport. Gene Ontology annotation, cellular component: membrane. The transcript has 15 exons. The coding region runs from base 356 to 2710 and encodes 784 amino acids. The record is from RefSeq and is a predicted model, not a curated record. Lineage: Eukaryota; Metazoa; Chordata; Actinopteri; Batrachoidiformes; Batrachoididae.
GGAAAAUUUAAUUGCUUUUAUAGACCAAAACAAUGCUUUAUCCUCUCUAAAUGUAGCACAAUUAGGUUUCUAGAGUUGUUCUCAAAAGACCUCCCUGAGUUUGGGUUGGACAUCACCCAGGUAAAACCUGAGAGGGAUUACUGGUGUUACAUAUUGUUGACUCUCUGGCUGUUUCUUUCUGCUACUUAUACGUUCUGCCAGGUUUCCCAAGCGAUUAAUGGAUUUACUCUGGGAAGCGAUUUUCUGCCUUAUGUGAUCUUGACCUAUACAGUUCCGGACAUUUGCUGAGUUGAGAGGAAGUCAGCGGAGGCAACACAGUGAUCUGAGGACAGUUUAAAGAAACAGUCACUGUAGGAUGGAAUGCAACACUGAUGAUGGAGACAAUAUAACCAGCCAACAGGUUCUGUGUGUCCGUGACCGGACCACCAGGAAACGUGUCUCCACUCUGAAAUUGUUCAUUGUGGCCUUGUCCUUCGCUUACUUCUCUAAAGCACUGGCGGGAAGCUACAUGAAGAGUUCCAUCACUCAAAUUGAGAGAAGGUUUGAUCUCUCCAGUUCACACACUGGAGUCAUUGACAGCGGCUUUGAGAUCGGCAACUUGCUGUUUCUUGUUGUGGUCAGCCACGUUGGAGCUAAGCUCCAUCGACCCAGACUCAUCGCUAUGGGAUGUUUCCUCAUGGCUCUUGGGGCCUUUCUCACUGGCCUGCCGCACUUCUUCAUGGGACGCUACAGGUACGGCACAGUCAGUCAGGUUUUGAACAAUGACAGUGUGAAUAUCGCUGCCUGUGCAGAUCCUUUGAAGCAACGUGACUUACUGGAAAUCCAUACUGAACAUUCACCAGAAGACAACAAAGCUUGUGUCAAAGAGUCUGGUUCCCACAUGUGGAUGUACGUGUUCCUCGGGAAUGCUCUGAGGGGGGUUGGAGAAACUCCAGUCACACCACUCGGCAUCUCUUACAUUGACGAUUUUGCCAAAGCCAAAAAUUCUCCAUUCUAUAUUGCUUGUCUACAGACCAUUACUCUCCUGGGCCCCAUGUGUGGUUUCCUUUUGGGUUCCUAUUGUGCCAAACUCUACGUUGACAUUGGGUAUGUUGAUCUGGACAGCGUGGCCAUUUCUCCUAAAGACUCCCGCUGGGUCGGUGCUUGGUGGAUGGGCUUCCUGGUGUCCUCUGUCCUCCUCCUCCUUUCCAGCAUUCCCUUCUGGUUCCUGCCCCACUCGCUGCUAAAACAGGGGGCAAACCAGGACAAGCAAUCCUGCGAGACCCUGGACACCCCAGCGGACGCCCCCAACAACAUUAACAGUGUCAAGCUCAGUGACAUCGCGAAAGGGUUUCUUCCCUCACUGAAGCGUUUGCUGGGAACUCCAACCUACUUUUUGCUCCUUUGUGGGAGCAUCCUAAAGUUCAACUCCUUGAUCGGCCUGUUCACCUUCAAGGCUAAAUACAUGGAGCAACAGUUUGGACAGUCAGCAUCUCGAGCCAACUUCCUCAUUGGUGUGUUGAACUUGCCAGUGGUUGCGGUGGGGAUCUUCCUGGGAGGGCUGCUGAUGAAGAGGUACAAGCUGAGCGUGGUGUCUGGAGCGCAGCUUUCCUUCGCCACAUCCUUCAUGUCGUACCUCCUUUUGCUGCUGCAGUUUAGCACUAAGUGUGGCAACAUUCCUGUCGCCGGGCUCACUGUGUCAUACAACGGGGCGAAGAAUGUGUCAUACGACAUCAACACGAUCAUCUCAGAGUGUAACAGUGACUGCUCGUGCUCCGUAGAUGAAUGGGAUCCCGUAUGUGCAGAAAGCGGCAUCACCUACGUUUCCCCGUGUAUGGCCGGAUGUCUCAACUCCACUGGAUACGGCAAGAACACAUUGUUCCACAACUGCAGCUGUGUGUCCGCCCCAUUCCCAGCAGAGAGCAGCCCUUCUGUCAGGCUGGGUCAGUGUUCCCACGCCAAGGAGUGUGGUCGCAGUUUCAAGUCCUACAUGGCUGUAUCUGUCCUCAGCUCCUUUAUCAACGGCCUAGGAUUGACGCCUGGAUACAUGGUCAUCAUCCGAUGCAUCUCAGCAGACCUCAAAUCUCUUGCACUGGGCAUCCACACCCUAGCAGUUAGGACUCUUGGGGGAAUUCCUGCACCAGUAUACUUUGGAGCCCUGAUUGACUCAACUUGCUUGAGGUGGUCUGUCAAGCAUUGUGGGAGCAGAGGAGUGUGCCGAAUUUAUGACUCAGAUAUGUACAGGUUCGUCUUCUUGGGUCUUAUCUCAUGUCUCAGUGGUUCCUCCUACUUCUUCAUGAUUGUCGUCAUCGUCCUUCUCAGAAAACAGUUCAGAAAGCCAGAGCUGGAAAUGGAGACACAGGAACCAGAGGAUUCAAAAGUAAUUGAACUCCAUACAACUUCAUUCCAGCCCGUGCAAAGACCUGAACUGCCUCAUACCCUCAGUGUUCAGGUAAUGAUGGCGACAAAAGUGGAAGAAGGCAUGGAGGUUCAGCUCACCCAAGAAGGCAACACCUUUCACAUCCAUCAAGACGAGAAGCUGAACCCAAAAUAUCUUACAGAAUCCACUGUUGAGUUCAGUAUAUCUCAGAGUGAGGUAGCAAAGAUAGAGAUAGAUGAAGUGAAGUCAGAAGAACGAAGAGAAGAGGAAGAACAAAGAGAAGAGGAAGAAGUUAACAAGGAGACCAAGGAAGAUGAGACACUGAACCAUCACACAAAUGGACUAAACUAAACUGGUUUCAACUAUAGCAUAAAGCAAGGCCAACUGGGGACAUGCUAGCCAUGUUGCUCACUUUGCCCAAAAUUCAGAAUU